This is a messenger RNA of Miscanthus lutarioriparius, 1170 nucleotides long. The record is from the annotation of a GenBank genome assembly. Lineage: Eukaryota; Viridiplantae; Streptophyta; Magnoliopsida; Poales; Poaceae.
AUGGGCAACGCGUUCGCGUGCAUGCCGCGCAAGGAGCAGCGGGGCGCGGCCUUGGUGUCGCGCAGCAAGCGGAUGGGGAGCGCGCGGUCGGCGCGCGGCGGGCCCAAGCUCACGCCCGCGGAGGAGGAGCUCCUGCACCGCCAGGCGCUGGCCAUGGCCAUCCACCAGCACCUCGACGCCGGCGGCUCCAUGUCGCGCCGCAUCGACGCCGGGGCCUCCCUGUCCCGGCGCAUGGGACCCGGCUCCACCAGCUCCCGCCGCCGCGGCGACCUGCCGGACUCCGUUACGAAUGCCAAGCCCGCCCCAAUUGUUCUGGAGAAUUUGGAAACAAAGAAAUUUGUCCUUGUUCAUGGAGAAGGUUUUGGUGCUUGGUGUUGGUACAAGACCAUCUCACACUUGGAGGAAGCUGGUUUAGAUCCUGUUGCCUUAGAUCUCACAGGUUCUGGCAUAGACCAUACUGAUACAAACAGCAUAGCUACAUUAGCAGAUUACUCCAAGCCAUUGAUUGAUUACCUUGAUAAACUUCCUGAAGAUGAGAAGGUUAUUUUGCUCGGCCAUAGUUGCGGAGGUGCAAGUGUGUCAUAUGCAUUGGAGAAAUACCCCAAAAAGAUAUCAAAGGCGGUGUUUCUUACAGCUACGAUGGUGAAGGAUGGCCAGCGGCCCUUUGAUGUGUUCUCUGAGGAACUCCGGUCAGCAGAUGUUUUCUUGCAAGAAUCACAGUUUUUAGUUUAUGGAAAUGGAAAGGACAAGCCUCCUACUGGGCUGAUGUUCGAUAAACAGCAGAUCAAGGGGCUUUAUUUCAACCAAACACCUUCCAAGGAUAUGGCGCUAGCCGCGGUGUCCAUGAGGCCUAUCCCUCUAGCCCCAAUCAUGGAGAAGCUCUCCCUCACCCCAGAGAACUAUGGCACUGUCCGCCGCUACUUCAUCCAGACGCUCGAUGACCACAUGCUGUCGCCGGACGCCCAGGAGAAGCUGGUCCGCGAGAACCCUCCUGACGGCAUCUUCAAGAUCAAGGGCGGCGACCACUGCCCCUUCUUCUCGAAGCCGCAGUCUCUCAACAAGAUCCUGCUGGAGAUCGCACAGAUCCAAGCUCCCUCGGCGCUGCUUCCAGGCAAGGCGAGCGCUGAGGAAACUGCUGCUGCCACGGAGGCGGUGGCGGCGAAGUCAUGA